AUGAACGAUGCCGUUUAUGAUCUCCGCCGGACACGAUCGCUUCCGAGUGAGAACGAAGCCUUUUCAAACAACAUCGAGAGAGGCUGCAUAUCACCGACUGUCAAUCGAGAGUCUAUCGAGUAUGCAUCCGAUUCCAGCUGCGAGGGUUAUAGGGAGUUUCAGAAACAACAAAUCGAAAGAAGAAAUUCAUCCCCAAUUGCAGCGUCCAGUGCUUUUACUAUCGACAGUAUUCUUGGGAGAAAUGAGAAAAGAGAAAUUUCGAGAAUAAAUAAUUCCGGUGAUAAAGAGGAAGAUCAAGACGAUACGGAUGACAGGAUAGAGGGACACUUUGUCAAGCCAACAGCGAUACCAGCCACACGUUCUGAUAUAGAAGGGAGUUUGUAUACUCAUGCGGGAUUGCCGUACUCCGAAGGUGCACUAUCUGAUCCCUCGGCAUAUUCUGCAACAUCACUCGCAUCAGCUUCAUUACUAUAUAGUAGCUGGUUUGCUCAAACAAAGCCUGGACAGCUGUUUGGUUUACAAGCACCUAAACCGAGUGGCAGGAGAUCGAGAAAACCGGGUAUCGAUCGGAAACCACGUCAAGCUUACAGUGCAAAACAGCUGGAGAGACUUGAAGCGGAGUUUAAGAUUGACAAAUAUCUCAGCGUGAGCAAGCGGAUGGAGUUGUCCAAGUGUUUGAAUCUCACCGAGGUGCAAAUCAAGACGUGGUUCCAGAAUCGCCGCACGAAGUGGAAGAAGCAGCUCACGUCCAGGUUGAAGAUCGCGCAAAGGCAAGGACUGUUUCCACCGACGUAUUUCCCGACCACCCAGUAUCCUCUUCUUCCGUACUAUGCGGCGCCUUUGAUGUUCGGCACCCCUUUGUCGGACGACGCGAAUUCUAGCUUGCCGACCCGAUCCGCUGUAUCGUCUUCGGAUACGGUCUGACGCAGUACAGACUCGAACUACUUGGUCGAUCGUCGGCCGGACGAUUGCGAAGUGCAAUAAGACCUUCCGUUGGCUACUGCAAAGUUCUCGGUGUUGCUCUGUCUUUUUUUUUUUUUUAUUUAUGUUACCUCAUAUUCUCAUUUGAAAUUUAGACACCGUUGAUAUAAUUGUAAGAAAUCUGUAUUGUAAAAGUGUGCGAACUGCAAAGUGACUUCUUUCUUUAAGAUUUCUCGAUAUUAUUGAAACUUUGUUAUACAUAAAUGAUGAUUGUAUACAUAUUUACGUUACAAGUGUGCAAAAAUUUCGGGACAUGCUCUGAAUUCAUUCGUGACUUUCUGCAGUAGCAAAGCAAGAUUACUCUCUAAAUCUCAUGGAGUGAAAUCUCACUCGAAGAGACU
Molecule: messenger RNA, 1322 nt
Organism: Trachymyrmex cornetzi
Lineage: Eukaryota; Metazoa; Arthropoda; Insecta; Hymenoptera; Formicidae
Product: homeobox protein engrailed-2-B
Exons: 4
Coding region: 1-924 (307 amino acids)
Biological process (GO): regulation of DNA-templated transcription
Molecular function (GO): DNA binding; DNA-binding transcription factor activity, RNA polymerase II-specific
Source: RefSeq, a predicted model, not a curated record